This is a messenger RNA of Suillus paluster, 1485 nucleotides long. Its product is annotated as cytochrome P450. The record is from RefSeq and is a predicted model, not a curated record. The coding region runs from base 1 to 1485 and encodes 494 amino acids. The transcript is spliced from 10 exons. Gene Ontology annotation, molecular function: heme binding; oxidoreductase activity, acting on paired donors, with incorporation or reduction of molecular oxygen; monooxygenase activity. NCBI's taxonomy places the organism in Eukaryota, Fungi, Basidiomycota, Agaricomycetes, Boletales, Suillaceae.
AUGUUCGACUUGACAUUUGGAUUCAAGGUUCUAGGAGCCUUGGUCGCUCUCGCUCUGGCAGGCAAGGUCCUCCACGCUAAGAUACGCUCAAAGUCACGCCUGCCUCUUCCUCCUGGUCCUCCUGGACAUUGGCUAUUCGGAACUCCUCUGCCAAGAACCAAUCAAUCUCAGCAGUUUGCAGAAUGGAUCAAUACCUAUGGACCCGUGAUCUCGCUUCGGAUCGGGCCUAAGAUCAUGAUAGUCCCAAUACUGGUUGCCGAGUACAUACCCACCUGCACAGGAACUGUCGAUAUAAUGGAGAAAGAAGGUGGUCUACUAGCGGACCGUCCUCGUGCAGUUGCGGCAGGAGAGAUCUUGUCGUGCGGGCUGCGUUUGAUCCUUGUACCCGCAGGAAAGCAGUUCCGCAGACUUCGCAGAGCGGCUCACACUCACCUUCAAGCGAAAGCUGCAGCAUCCUAUGCGCCAAUCCAGAUGGACGCUGCCCGUGAUGUCAUCUUCGAUAUCCUUAAUAACCCUCAAGGACACCAAACAGCUGCGAAUCGUCGACACCCACCGCCACAGAUCAUCGUCAUCCACAAAAUGCUCAAGCGCUUCCAAAUGCUCAUGCGACCUGGUGCAUUACUGGUAGAGCGCUACCAGAUAUUAAAAUACGUUCCGGGAUAUGCAACCGAGUUGGAGCAGUGGAGAAGGGAAGAGAGUCAGCUCUUCCAUGACCAACUUGAUCGCGUUUCGAGAGAAUUGGCGACUGGCAAAGCUGGCCCCCCGUUUGCUCGUUAUCUUCUUGAGAACCAGUCUUCGCACAAGCUCUCGGACGAAGAAAUGGCUUAUCUCGCUGGAUCUCUCUUUGGCGCUGGUUCGGACACGAUUGCUGUUGCGAUUAUGGUUCUCGUCAUGGCUUCUGCAUGCUAUCCCAAGGCUCAGGAGAAAGUGCAAGAAGAACUGGACGUCGUCAUUGGGCGUGACAGAGCUCCCACAUUCGACGACUUCAACUCCCCCCCGCAGAUUGAAGCAUUCAUGCUGGAAUGUCUUCGCUGGAGACCCGUGACAACUCUUGGAUUCGCACACCGUGCCUUGACUGAUAUCCCAUACAAGAACAUGUGUAUCCCAGAAGGUGCUAUCGUCUUUGGCAACCACUGGGCAAUCUCCCGUGACCCAAGCGUCUACACCAACCCUGACCAGUUCGAUCCUCAGAGGUGGCUCAACACCGACGGCACAAUCCGGGACGACCUCAAGUUCCCUUCAUUCGGUUUUGGACGCAGAAUCUGCCCAGGACAACAUAUAGCCAACCGCUCGAUCUUCAUCAACGCUGCACUCCUCUUGUGGUCUUUCAAGAUCACGCAGGACCCUGAGAACCCGAUUGAUGAGUCGGGUUUUGUGGAUGGUGUUAUUGCACAUCCUAAGCCGUUUGCUGCGUGUUUUGAGCCGAGGUUUGGGGAUGAGGCGUCAUUGAGGGGGGUGAUGGGGAAGUAUGGGGAGGGGUUGUAG